GAGAUCGAGUUGUUUUCCACAUCACUGCAACAGCUGAAGAUUGCACAGCAGAAGUUUGUGGAGUCUGAACAGAGCUUGGUGCGGAUGACACCGGACACCGAUGGAAGUGAAAUACUCGUUCCACUUACAUCAUCUAUGUAUGUACCAGGUAAAUUAUCAGAUAUCAGUAACGUCCUUAUAGAUAUUGGAACUGGAUAUUAUGUAGAGAUGGAUGUCAACAAUGGGAAGGAAUAUUUUAAGAGGAAAACGGACUAUGUUACAAAGAAUUUAGAGAAGGUACAGCCGAUGCUCCAAGAGAAGUACAAGUUGAAGCAAGUUACAAUGGAGGUGUUGCAGACAAAGAUUCAAGCACAACUAGCAACGAAACAAGCUGCUGCCAAGACAUAGAUUUAUUGAGGCAAUUUAAAUUUAGUUUAUUGUUUUGUGAAUGUAUAAUUGCCAUGCCUUAGCUCUGUCGAUAAUUAGUUGUCAUUCAAUCGUUUAUUCUCUACCGGUUAAUUCAUUUAUACACUCGAGGAUCGAUCCCACGACUGAGAAGUUUGUGUUAAAUAAAGGUCAUAAAGAGAUGGAGUACGACGUACCGUUUCUGAGCUCUGUACCACUAUUUCGCUGGAAAUUCCUUGCUAAAAGCUGUCUUAACAUCCAAGUGUCUACAGCAUAUAUUAGGUGCAUGGCUGUUUCUGAAACAUUAUCCAUGUAUUGUAUCUAUGAAUUUAAAUGUGCACAUAAUAUUUGUAAUAUUAUAUUGUGUGAAUAUACAGAUGCGUAGGAUACUUACGAUGCAAACUGUCAA
This is a messenger RNA of Priapulus caudatus, 793 nucleotides long. RefSeq names its product prefoldin subunit 5-like. Lineage: Eukaryota; Metazoa; Priapulida; Priapulimorpha; Priapulimorphida; Priapulidae. Gene Ontology annotation, cellular component: cytoplasm; prefoldin complex. The record is from RefSeq and is a predicted model, not a curated record. Gene Ontology annotation, biological process: protein folding; regulation of DNA-templated transcription.